AUGGCAUCCAACACUGCCAACUCAAGUAACGGCAGCCCGGGCCCUAGCGUCGAGUAUGAAAAGCUCAGCUACGAGACUGAAAAGAAGAGCAAGUUUGAAACCUCCGGCAAUGCAGAGAUAGAGUGUCUCCAUCGUGAACUUCAUGACUCUCGCCAGCGCAUCGACCGCGACACUAGUGUCAUCAAUGCCCUACACGAGAAAGUCACCGAGCUAGAGGAACUCGUCAAAAAGCAGAGGGUUACCAUCAGUACCCAGAGCAAAGCAAUCUCUGACCGUCGAGUUCUGAGGAAGAGUCAGCAACAGCAGCAGCAACAACCCCAGCCGCAGUCGCCUAUGGGGCCUGCAAUGGGUGCUGGGAUGGGUAUGUUCCCAAUGACGCCCGGUGGCCAUCACCAGCAGCAACACAAUAUUCACCAGAGUCAAUAUCUUAGUUCUGGUGCAUCGGGUUCUUCAGCCGGUAGUAUUGGCGCUGCCACCGCUGGUGCUAGCACUUGUGUUAGUGGUGUAGUUUGCAUGCAGAACACCUCUUCGCCGUUCGAGAUGCAAAGUCAGAUCCAGACUCCUCAAUCUGUGAAAUCGUUUGAUCCCACUACUCAGUUCAAUACCGUAUUUGAUCUGCCUCCCCCCAAGUUUGAGAUUUCAGCCGGCCCAUCAUAUACUGCUCAUACGCCCGCUGUCCCGUCUGACCUAGCUCCCAACCUUGAAAGGGGCAAGGACGUAUUUAACCCCAUGGGCUAUAUCACUAUUGCUAAUAUGACUGGACCCGCACAUUCGGAUGCCUCACUAGGUGCGGUUAAUUACCAUCAAGACAUGGCGAACUUCUCGACCCGGUUCUUGGGGCUCAUGCGCAUGGCUGAGAUCUUCGGCCAGACUCAUGCGAGCUUGCCCAACAUCUUUCUGGACAGUCGCCUUGAUGACCCUGUCAAAGACUAUCUUAUGGCUGUCUCGAGCCGAUCGCAGGCAUCAAUUCUUAUUGGAAAUGCAUCUACCCGAGGCUUCUUCGUUGCGAGAGCGAUCAACUGGUAUCUCAUUGAGAAGGUCCUAAAGAUAAACAUUAUCAGGGGUCUCGAUGCUGCCGUUGACAUGGAAAUUGGUGAGAUGCAGAAGCAGAUAUCUUCUGACACCUCAAUCGGCAUCCGCCACCUAAUGCUCAACGCAAUGGCAAACCACGUAAAAUCCCUUUCCAGAAGACCCGACUUCAACACAUUCGCCAAAAAGAAAAUCCACCACCACACCACCAAGCUCUGGUCAUUCAUCGGACCCCUCGGUCACGACUCAGCCAACCAAAACAACAUGUGGGUGGACCUCCAAGCAAUCAUAGCCGAAGCUCACUGCCUCGCUGUCGAGAUGUACUCCCUACCUUUGGAAUACAGGUUCGAGUUUCCCGAACACAAUGAGCCGUUUGAUCCGUUCACUAUGAUCAACCGCGAUCCCUAUAUCCAUGGCGAUCCGCAGGUUUUGCAGAGCGGCGAUGCGAGGGUCAGGUUAGCCAUUACGCCUACUGUGCGGAUUCGGAAUAACUCUCAGACUCCUGGAGAGGUUCAUUUGAUGUAUCUGGGUCAUGUGUUGUUGAAGGUGUCGAGGACACAGUGA
Molecule: messenger RNA, 1593 nt
Organism: Aspergillus versicolor CBS 583.65
Lineage: Eukaryota; Fungi; Ascomycota; Eurotiomycetes; Eurotiales; Aspergillaceae
Exons: 2
Coding region: 1-1593 (530 amino acids)
Source: RefSeq, a predicted model, not a curated record